GACACUCGCAGUCUAUCAUUGGUUAUUGUGAGGAAAAAGGGGUGUGAUCACGACGCAGAUCGGAGAGCCGUGCUGCGGGAGGAGCGAGCAGCGUGUUUCCGGGAGCCAUCUAUCGAGCGGCGCGGAACACACGCGGCAAUGGAAGCCGAGUUUCGGGAAAUCGAUGAGCUCGGGAACUGGAACGCCGUUUACCAGGAGAUUAAGCAGCAGUCCAGUGACCUACCAUGCAAGAUCGCCAAACUUCCAGAAAACAGAAGUCGUAAUCGUUACAGAGACGUCAGCCCAUUUGACCACAGCCGUAUUCAUCUACAGAUCGGCAAUAAUGACUACAUCAAUGCCAGUCUGAUCUCAGUGGAUGAAGCUCAGAGAAACUACAUACUAACUCAGGGUCCAUUACCAAACACCUGUGGUCACUUCUGGGAGAUGGUGUGGGAGCAACGCUGCCGAGGGGUCGUCAUGCUGAAUCGUGUUAUAGAGAAAGGCUCGGUAAAGUGUGCUCAGUACUGGCCUCAGCGAGAGGAGAGGGAGGCUGUUUUUGAGGACACAAACUUCAGACUUACUCUGAUCUCAGAGGAUGUGAAAUCGUACUACACAGUACGACUGUUGGAGCUGGAAAAUCUGUCGACACUGGAAACACGGGAGAUUCUUCAUUUCCACUACACCACAUGGCCGGAUUUCGGCGUGCCAGAGUCACCUGCGUCUUUUCUCAACUUCCUGUUCAAAGUGCGCGAGUCGGGCUGUCUGAGUCCAGAUCACGGCCCUGUCGUGGUUCACUGCAGUGCUGGAAUCGGCCGUUCUGGAACAUUCUGCCUUGUAGACACCUGCCUUCUACUGAUGUCUCAGAGGGAAGAUCCAUCAUCAGUACGCAUCCAGGAGGUUUUGCUGGAAAUGCGACGAUACCGCAUGGGUCUGAUCCAGACAGCUGAUCAGCUGCGUUUCUCCUACCUCGCUGUCAUAGAGGGUGCCAAGUACAUCAUGGGAGAUACGUCUGUACAGGAGUCUUGGAAGGAGUUAUCAAAUGAGGAGGAUCUGCCCCCUGAAUUCACUCCUCCUCCCAGGCCACGGCCCCCAAUAGAUCCUCCCAAUGGCAAAGACGACCUGGUGAACUCUGACCCCACACACUUCUUCAAUGAGAUCAUAAAAAACAAUGCAGAAAUCUGUGCAAAAAGUGCACCCCAGACAUUCACAGACGGGCCAGACCUACGUAGACGGGUGGUCGCAGCUGGCGAGGCUGACGCGGCGGCAUUGUCAAGCGAACAACCCGACGACCCAAUCGUUCCAAGAGAAGCCCCUCCCAAACCUGCGCGGUCUCCGCCCAAGACUCCCACGGCAGAGGCUGCUCCUGCUCCCGCCUGUGGAGCGUGGAGCCCCUUGAUGACCUGUGUGUGUAUGUGCACGGUACUGGCUGCAGGUGCUUAUGUCUGUUACCGCACCUAUUUCCACUGAUGCCCUGUCUUUCGUUCCGUCUCUUUCUCUAUCCCUCCAUCUGCUGGCUAUUGGCGGGAAAAGAAAAAGAGAGACACAUACACACAGACACUCAUACUUUCUCAGCUGGACCUGUCUCUCUCAGCUGAGCCCAUCUCACUCUCUCCGUGUCUCUGGGGAAAGUUUCAGAGGCUUUUCUCUGCCAAACUGCUGUCGUCUCCCUCUAUACACACUCUUACACACAAUCUAAUAAACGUGUGUCCGUUUAAAACCUCAGGGCCUCACAAUUCAGGUGUUGCUACCUAAACGUUAUGUACAGGUAAAAGAAAAUCCAAAAGACUCUGUUAUUGCUGCCGUAAGUAAGGGAAAUUUUUGUGUGUAUGUAUCUCAAUCAUAUGGCAUUUUUUUUUGCAUUUUAAGUCUGACGACUAUCAGUGAUGGUCUCGGAUGGAGCUGCACAGGAGGUUAGCUCAUAACACAUGCUGAACACACAAAUCUGCUGUACCUAAUAGAAAACAUUUGUGCGUCUCAGAGAAAAGGGAGGUCACAAGUAGUCUGGGAUGUCUGAUAUGAUCAAGUGAUCUGUGUUACACUAUUGUUACAGUAGAAAACAUCCCAAAUUUUUCUCUUUUCAUCCUUUUUUUUUUCAUUCUCAGCUUUUUUGUGUAUGCCAAAGGUGACACUGGCACUUCAUUCGUUUUCUUUGUCAAAACCAUUUCCUUUUAACCAAAAUGUUCAGACCAUUUAGUCAGAUCCAAUCUUGCAGAUCUGAGGCCUAAUGCAAUAAAAGGAACUGUGUUUAGUUCAGUCAAAAGAGAACUUGCAUUUUAGUUUUCAUUAAACAGAAAUACUAAAAUCACUUAAAAUCAGGCAGGCAUUCUUACUAGACCUGAUGUUCUGCACUUGAUGGGUCUUUAAACCCAAAUUUGAGUACAUUUAAUUUAAAGUGAGCUUUGGAAAUCGAGGGGAAGAAAGUUAACUUUAAUGAUGGAACAGCAUUUACUGCGAAUCCCUCUGUGUUUUCAUCUAAACAUCCCUGGCUAAUUCAUUAUUAAUCAAAGAUGUGGCAAAGCUCAACCAACAGGUGGCAGUAUUGAGUGCAAUGAGAUUUUAUUUUUUAUUUUUUUUGCUUUUAUUCCCCAUUAGAUGAUAGUGAUUCAUAGGACAGGUUUUGAAUUUGAAUUUUUACCUUUUUUCUAGCUGCAAUACAGAUACGUUCAAAUGCUUCUGGCCUUUGUCAUGUGAUUCGAACGGUGUGCAGUGAGCGCAGGGGGUCAGACUAACCAAAAAAAAAAAAAAAAAAUCCCGAAACACCAGCAGCGAAUGAAUGCAACGAGAGAAACUAUCAGUGACACUGAGCUGUCUUUGUGUUUUACUGUUUUUUAUUAUAUUAUUGUCAUAGUAAUUAUUAUCGAGAGAGAUUAACGGCAGACGGGCAUCAACAUUUCCUUCAAAUCAAACCACGCUGCAGAACUGUUACUUUUGAACAAUGUGUGAACAAGUCCAAUGCAGUAACCUCAAAACAAAUUAAGCCUUUUCUUUAGGUGUGUUGAGGCCUGAAACGCUUUUAAUUGUGACUUCGCUUUGUGUGGUGACUUUUUGACUGCUGCUUGACCAGUCCAGAAUUGUAUUUUUUGGGUUGCUGGGUGGAUUUUCCUGUUUGUAGAGGUUCAGUGUUUCACACUCUGAAGCUGUUGAUGUUUGGUUUGAAGGUUCUGCCACCAUCCAUCAUGACUCUCAGAAUCUGGUCCUUUAGCGGGACCACAGAAUGUAAAGUCUUUUUGAUGGCUUUAUUUACACACACAUAUAUAGAGAAAUAUAUUCGUCUGUGUCAUUGUUUGUCUUCUUUCAGUUAUCUUUGGACUGGUAGACAUCAGACUUUUUUGGCCUUUGUAUUUGAGGCGUAAGAAUCCCCCGCAACCUGUUGUGUUCUUUUUAAUGUUGAUUAUCUGUUUGUUUUUUUUUUGUAAGAAAAGCAUAUGCUUUGUUCCAGUUGGAUGUAAUGACAGUUGAAAUUUUAUUUUUCGGACAGAAUACAGAGCAGACGCUGUGGUAAUAAAUGUGUACAUCUCUGAUUA
This is a messenger RNA of Megalobrama amblycephala (Wuchang bream), 3503 nucleotides long. RefSeq names its product protein tyrosine phosphatase non-receptor type 1 (gene ptpn1). Lineage: Eukaryota; Metazoa; Chordata; Actinopteri; Cypriniformes; Xenocyprididae. The transcript has 10 exons. The coding region runs from base 139 to 1446 and encodes 435 amino acids. Gene Ontology annotation, biological process: protein dephosphorylation. Gene Ontology annotation, molecular function: protein tyrosine phosphatase activity. The record is from RefSeq and is a predicted model, not a curated record.